GGCAGACGUGGUUGACAGUACAAAACUCUUUGAUAAAAAUAAAUUUUCCUUGUUGUUUUUGUCGUACUGACUUGUUUUUAGUGUAAACAGAACUAAACAAAUAGCUCAAAAUAUAAACACGGGAAUCACGAAUUUACAAAAGAUCAAAUUGAUAGUGUAAUGUUGCCCAAAUCAUCGGUAUCAGCCAUACAGGAGUACUGUGCUAAACAUAAACUCCCACCACCAGUCUACGACUACAUUGAUUCCGAAGAGGGUGGUGCAUUUAUAUGCCGAGCCAAAAUAAUGGAUAUAGAUGCAGAUGGUACUGGAAGAUCAAAAAGGGAUGCAAAACAUUUAGCCGCACACAAUUUAAUAAAAAAACUACGUAAGAAAUGUCCAGACAUCGAUGAAAUACAACAGGUAGAGCACAUGGAAAUACCAGCAACGGAUAUGAUUGUAACACUUCGAGAUUAUUGUGUACAACAUGAACAUCCCUUGCCGAUAUUUGAAAUUAUACAACAAGGCGGUACGCCAGAUACUCCUGAAUUCGUGGCUGUAUGCAGUUUGGCGUCCAUAAAACGGUAUGGAGUAUCGGAGAAGAAAAAAGAUGCAAAACAAAUUGCGGCCAUGGCCAUGUUAAAUGUCAUCGCAGAUAACACUCAACCUUUGGAGCAUCAAAUGCAAGUGGCUCCAAUGGAUUCUACAAUAAAUGAGGUGGAAUAUGAACGUUACCAUAAGUUCAAGACUUAUCGUGAACUUUCCGACACAGGUUUGGGUGAAACAGCACCAGGCAUAUUGUUGGCCGAUCGUCAUAAUUAUUUUCUAAAAUUUCACAGUCAUUUGAAAAAAUCGGCAUGGAAAAUAAUUGAAAGUCAAAACUAUGGAUCAAAUGAUCAAGCACAAGUUAUGGACCUGUUCCAUGCAUUAAAGAUAAAACCACGGAUUACAUCAUAUCCCGCUUUAAAGACGGUAGAAAAAUUGGUUCAGAUUGAAGUUGACUGUGAUUAUGAUGCACUUUUUUUAGACGUUGAGAGUCAAAUUUAUAAAAGUGUUGUUAAUUAUUUUCGGGAUAUGCUGAAAUAAGUGUCAAGUGUCAUACGCGCUAAUGUAUUGCUUUAAAAAAUAUCAACAAUUCAUUCCAUAAAAUCUUUACCAAAAACCUUACCCCCAAAUUCAUAAGUUUUUGAUAUAUUUUAAAUCAGUUUAUUAAGUGGGUAAUUCGUUAGCUUCAUUCAAAGAUUUUUAUUUGAAUAGAAUUAAUUCAUAAUCGAAUUAAUUUAUAAUAUAAUAUUAAAUAUUUUGUUAAUUCAAAUCUAAUCCAAAUUGAAUUUAAAUAUUUUUUCUUCAUUCAAUGUGUUUUUGUUUGUAUUUUAAUUAUUAAGGAAAUUUUUAAUGGAUGGAAUGGAUACGUUAAAGUACAAUUAUCUAGUACUUUGAACGUAUGAAUUUAUGUAUUAUUAAUGCUACAAUGGAAUGUUUAUGAAAUAAAAUUAAAUAUGAAAAUUAUAAAAUUA
This is a messenger RNA of Calliphora vicina (urban bluebottle blowfly), 1493 nucleotides long. RefSeq names its product r2d2 (gene r2d2). The record is from RefSeq and is a predicted model, not a curated record. Lineage: Eukaryota; Metazoa; Arthropoda; Insecta; Diptera; Calliphoridae. Bases 160 to 1062 code for a protein of 300 amino acids. The transcript is spliced from 3 exons. Gene Ontology annotation, cellular component: cytoplasm; RISC-loading complex; nucleus. Gene Ontology annotation, molecular function: double-stranded RNA binding; siRNA binding. Gene Ontology annotation, biological process: regulation of regulatory ncRNA processing; siRNA processing.